Molecule: messenger RNA, 1958 nt
Organism: Salvia splendens (bonfire salvia)
Lineage: Eukaryota; Viridiplantae; Streptophyta; Magnoliopsida; Lamiales; Lamiaceae
Exons: 8
Coding region: 917-1825 (302 amino acids)
Source: RefSeq, a predicted model, not a curated record
AGCAAGCAGUUUCUAUUGCUAAAUCCACUCAUAUCAUAUCACCAUGAAUCAUCACAAUUCUUUUCUCAUAAGUCUUGCAAUACUUUUUUGGUGUAUAGUUCUUUAUGACAACCUAAAAAAGCAUACAGAACCAGAAUAAAGUAGAAAGAGGUGGAUCAUGCAUUAGAUUAUGACACGCAUGAAUCAUUAUUUGGCUAUUAAAUACAUGAUUUCCUUGCUUGUGGUCUAUUGUUUCAAUUUGGUCCUUCCUCUGUAUAUCCUCUUAAUUCAUAAAACAAAGAGCAAGUCACCUAAAUAUUUGACAUAAUUAUAGUAUUAUUUAUAAGUUGGCUUUGGGGAUUAAUCAUUAUACUAAUUCCUUUCUGUGGCCAAGUGUCACUUUUCCCCCAAGAGAAAAAAGACUGUUACAGAGCAAUCUUGUUCUAGGAGUAGUUGGCAAGCAAACAAAUUUUCUGGAUUUUUUAUGCGAGAAUUAUUCUAUUCCUGUAAUGAUAUCUCAAAGACUCAAACCAAUAAUAAACAAACCAAUCAAGUGAAAAUGAAAUAAAUUUCAUUAUUUAUACUCCGAAGAAGAGGCAAUUUUCUACAACAAUUUUCACUUACAAGGUGGGUUACACCUAGAAGAUUAAUGGGGACAUACUUUAUAAUACAAAUCCUGAGAUAAAAAUAAUUAUUAUAGCAUAUCUUAUGAAGUUUCUUCAUCAUGACUAAUAUAAAAUCAAUAACAAGAUAACGACCCAUAUAGUCAUAUAGAAUAGAUUUGAAAAUUCUCUUAUAAUACUUGCCACCUACACAUACUUGCCACCUCAGCAAGUGCAUGGUAUAAUUGUAACCUCUAAUUAUUCUUUAUAAUGGUGGACACUCCAUUAUCAAAACAUGAUCUCAUCCUACUCAGCUAUAAAUAUGUACCCCCUCUAUGGCUCAUAAUCCAUUGUGCAACAAACUAAGAGCCACUUCUCAAAAAACAAGCUUACUUCAAGGUUGUGGUUUUACUCUUACUAAAAUGGAAGGUGGAAGCGCUAAUGGUCCUAAAUAUGAGUGCUUGCUCUUCGAUAUGGAUGACACUUUAUACCCUUUGAGUUUGGGGAUCAAUAUGGCCUGUCGCAAGAAUAUAGAAGAGUAUAUGCUGCAUCAUAUGCAUAUUGAAAAAAGUGAGGUCCCUAGGCUGUGCUUAGAGCUGUACAAAGAGUACGGGACAACGAUGGCUGGCCUUAAGGUGAUGGGACACGAGUUUGACAAUGAUGAGUUUCAUGCUUAUGUUCAUGGAAGAUUGCCAUAUGAGGUGCUAAAGCCGGAUCCAGUGCUACGUAACCUCCUGCAUUCCAUGCCCCAACAGAAAAUAAUCUUCACCAAUGCAGACGAAGCACACGUAGCUCAAGUGCUUAGCAGGAUGGGAUUGGAAGAUUGCUUCCAUGGUGUGAUAUGCUUCGAAACUCUGAACCCUCCAUCAGGACCUGUUAAAAUCAAGGAUGGGACUGUUGAAGCUAAAGAUGUACCUGAGAUGGAUAAUGGAACCUCGAGUCGUAAGACUCAAAUCCUGUGCAAGCCAUCUGUGGAAGCAAUGGAAGCUGCUAUUCGUAUAGCAAACGUUGAUCCAAAGAAAACAAUAUUCUUUGACGACAGCAUUCGUAACAUUGCAAGUGGCAAAGCAGCAGGGCUCCACACCGUAGUUGUGGGGAGAUCUACUCUAGUUCCGGGUGCAGAUCAUGCUUUGAACAGCAUACACAAUAUAAAAGAAGCCUUACCUGAGAUAUGGGAAGAUGAAGUGGAGCACUUGGAGCAAAUAAUCCAAUCUUCUGCAGUAGAAACUGUGGUCCUAGCAUAGACAACACUCUAUAUGGACCAUAAGAAUCACAAAAAAAUGUGACACCUAUUAAUUAGAGGAGACUACUUACCGUAUACUGUAAUGAUGUAUUGCCUAUUAUUAAUCAAUAAAGUUCCAGUAUUAUACUAUGAAA